CAAAACUCUAACUCACCGUAACAGAUACAGUAACUUCAAACAGGAUGUUGAAGGUGAUCAAGGUGACGUUGACGAGACGUACUGCUGUAUGGAGCAAGGUUUUGCUGUUAUUGCUUGCUGCAGUGGUCACAACCUCAACGUCCUCUUCUAGCGUCCCAGAAGUGCCAGCUACACGAGCAGCAUUUCUUAAGCCAGCACCUCCGCCAGUCGUCGAGAACACCAGGACGCAAGAACAAAUAGAGCGUACACUUCUACAAGAACUAGAAGAGGAAGCAGAACAAGACGAAGAAGAUCAAAGUAACAUCUGGAGUUCUUGUAUGAAGACGACCAGCACCAGCAAAAACAGCUCUCCUCGUCAAGAAUACCACAUCAAGAUUCAAUCUACAGAACUGCUUCAUUCCGUUCCAUACAUUUCGGGUCUAAACACGCUAGAGGAAGAUAAAUUACCGGACACGGAGAAAGAAAAAAGAGCUGAACUUGCUCCAUCAGAAGUUAGAAGAACGAUUGCACCAAGCGGCGGGUCAACGGAUUUUUACGGGCGAUUUCUAGUACUACUUGUCAUGAUGUUGACUACGAUCUUCAUUUUCCCAAGCGCAGACGUUUUCUUAACGUGCCACUCCUGCCAGUUUCAGUUACAGCAUCAAGUAUCAACAGUUAUCGAUCUCUAAAAACAAGUACCCCGUUCAGUUCCAGUUGAAGUGCGGCCUCCGAAUCUGUUCAACACUGCUGGUCCAGUCGAAGUGCGGCUUCCGAAUCUGUUCAGGCACGUGGUGGAGCAUCGUUUCUUCCAACGCAUGAAGAAGAUCAAGCAACUUGCGCAAGCAUACCAUGUCUUUCCAAAUUACGAGACUACCAUGACGAACGAACCUUCUAAAUGACCUUGAUGGUGCGUCGUGGUCGACCUCUCUCUCUCUACUCUCUCUUUCUCUCUCUCUCUCUCUCUCUCUCUCUCUCUCUCUCUAUCAGCAUCAACCUGUUCUUGCGGAAGCCACGUUUGCUCGCUGAUGUCUUCUACUCUGCUGCGCUUUUCUUGUUUAACAAGCCUGAUUUUUCCUGAAAUUUGACUUCGAGUUUUGUAUCUUUUUCUUUUUCUCAUUAUCUGCUAAGCCAUUUUUAGGUCGCACUCCUUCAGCUUCAGCAGAACUGGCCAGCACCCUUCAUAUCCAUGCAGUGCAUACGAGGUAUGAGCAUUCUUUGGGCGUCGGGCAGAUGGCAUGGGAAUUGCUGCAACUGCUCGAGAGCAAAGUGUUGGAGGACGAAGCGGCUGGCCUAUUUCCAAGUUCUUCUUCUAGUAGAAGUGGGCAAGACAAUGUUGAGAAGGUGGGUGUCGAAGGUUGUGGAGCUUCAUCAUCCGCCCAUAGUGGAACUCCCACUACUCGUGCAUUUUCACCCGACCACGAGGACCCAUUACCUUCUAGCGUGACAAGAAUUUCAACAAGAGCAUCUUCAAGCAUCAAGCCUUCUACUCUGCUUCUCGAACUGAACGAUCGAGACCGAGUUUGUAUCGUCUUCGCAGCAAUGACGCAUGACUUAGGCCAUCCAGCUUUCUCACAUGCUUUCGAGGUUUUCAUGCGUGAAAAUGGUCGUCCCUCUUGGUCCCACGAAGACGCUAGUCGUCAAUUGAUAGCCACGCUCUGGCAAGAAGUCUAUCCGAAAAUUGAAGCGGACUACAAUGUUAUGGCACAUGAUGCUGAAGUUGAUGGUGUUAUUUGUUUUUUUUGAUCCAUGAGAAACAAAGAAUUUUCUUCUCUUCUUCCCAGAUCAAGAAGAAGCAACAUGAGGCAUUGUCAAUAUGCUUCACGUUCACAUUUGCUUUUCUAACAGAGCCAUGAUCCGUCGCGUUUACACCCAAAAAAGCAACACGCAAGAAGAAGAGGAAUUUUUACGCUCUAUGUUGUUGCAGUUUGACGUGGACAAGGACUUACAGUUUAUCCAGGAACUAGUAGAGCUUCCGGCGAAAAAGAGGCUACGCGCCAGCCUCGGCGAGGCAGUGGAUAAGUUAUGCCACAUGUUGAUACUAGUAAGUGAAUGAGUCCAUAUCCAGUAGUGUCAACAUCAUCGACGUCACCUUAGUAGGCUAUUUUGUUUCUUCUUUGCCUCGAUUCAAAUUCAAAAUGUUGGGUUCUUGUCAUGAAUAGACGAUUCAUCCAAGUGGGCAUCUUCUAAUCUUUCCAUCCUCCACCACCAUUCAUCGCACUACAAGACCCGACAAAGCGGCUGUGAACUACAUCAGCAAUACCAUCAACUUCCAAACCCUUUGGUCCCAGCAUGUGCAUGGACGCCCAGUUCACUAUAGUUGGGCCUACGAGAUAGUGAGCAAUUGGCGGGGUGGGAUAGACGUGGAUCGCUUAGAUUACUUCGUUCGCGAUGCUUAUCAUGCUGGGGUUGCGAGUCCAGUUCAGUGGCGUCAAUUCUUAAACUCAAUGCGGAUUGUGGUAACUUCUACUACGACGAGGACAACAUCAUCUGAACCUGAAGACAUUACUGCAUAUAGUACUUGUACUAGAACUACUAACAACAUUUUCUUGGGAUUGGGAGAGCAGGAGGAUCAUCAUGAGUUCCAAGAAGAUCAAGGUCAAGGACAAGAUGUCGAAGAAAAUAUGAUCUGGACCAUUGGUUUGCCUUUAGGGAAAGAAUUUGAGUACCGAUAUUCGCUCUUCGAAUGGCGCAUGCAGAUGUAUGAACGUAUCUAUCGGCAUCCAGACGUCGUAAAAAUCGAGACUUGCCUUCGUAGGGCUUUGCGAAUGCUUUCUUAUUCUUCUUCAGGAAGGAGCGCUGGGUCUUCGAGUUGUUCGGCGACAUCUACUUCGACCUCCAGUGGUCGUGCAUUGCGGAUGCCUUCCUCAGGGUGCUCUUUGAGGACGUCGGACUCAAGUGUAGUGCCAGGUGGCCGUUCUUUGACCUCGUCAUCAGCGUCGCACUCUAGUUUUCAAAGAAUAAUGGCCGCAGCCGACUUAGAGCAUUUUGAUGCCGAGGAAUACAUUACGCUUACAGACGAAAGCGUUUACAAGUUGGUUUUCGAAAAUCCACGCGCAGCUGCGUAUCUACGCUACGCUAAAGAAUAUUCACUCAGAGAUAUUGGCCGAAUUGAAGUACUAAAUUCUUGUGCUGAUCCUGCUCCGGACCGACUGUCUGUCGUUUCAAAACUCUUAGAUGAGAAAACGCGAAUGCAAGAAAUGCAGGCGCUGCGCAGUUUUGUGCAGGGGUCUGUAAGUUAUGGCGAACGGUAACGUCUAGGUGGUCUACUAAAAAAACUCAAAUAGAAUCGCAUUCUUUCUUCAAAAACAAAAUAUGCAGCUCUAAUUCGAGCCCCCCUUGAGCAGUGGCAUACCCGACCCCGUGGUUGAAUCACACGACGCCAGCGACAACGAGGAAAGCCUUUUUGAGAACUUGAUCGUGAUACCAGAAGAGCUGCAUGCCGGAAACAAAGAUUGCGAUCCUUGUGAAAAUAUCGCUUUUUUCGUACGCGACAUGGACGUAGACAUUCUUCUUGAAGACGCUUCAAGAUCAUUUCGGGGAGGACCGUUGCUCAGAACGAAACCAACAUUGACGUGCAAAAUGGGUGGUGUACUCGGCAGCAGCGCUGGCUCUUUCAUGAAACGGCAGUUAAAUUUCUACUUCGAUAGCCCCAAAGAGUGUGGAAAGUGCGGGAAGCGGUUUUGCUUGGACUCAUCGCAAGUUGAUGGUGGUGUAGAAGAUUUUGCUGAUCAGCAUGGAGAAGGAGGUGAGGGACGAAAAGAAAAAGAGGAAAUAGGGGGCGCACAUCCUGAGAAGCAACUAGGAUCUGGAGGUCAUGGUAAAACGGGAGGUCAAGGCCGCUGCACUUGCCAGUAUCCGACAGACUUGAAACCAGUUACAUCUUCGGCGUGUUCCAAAUUUUUGCAGAAAGCUAUUCGAGCAGCCGUAGCGAAGUACAUAGAGCAAGGCUCCUCUGUCUCAAGCAGCUGUUGCUCUGGUGUGCCUGGAAGAACUUACCCGCAUCAUACACCUCUGCUGCAUGUCGGGCGUGGAAUAUCGUGAUGCGACACUUGCACUAGGUGAUCAUUCAGACUUUGAAAAAUUUGGAUCUUCAGUCAUAUAGAAUUCCUUGCUAUUCUUGUAAAAUUUUUUAAUCCUUCCUCGAUGUUCGUCGAAUACGCGUACGUGGCUGUCAUGUCUAAUGCACCAUCAUGGACGCACAUUCUCUUGGCGAAUAUUUACUACAACCAGUGUGAUGAAACGCCAUAUCAAAGAACGAUAAGUGCAUGUACAUGUACUACA
Amoebophrya sp. A25 is the source of this 4260-nucleotide messenger RNA. The record is from the annotation of a GenBank genome assembly. NCBI's taxonomy places the organism in Eukaryota, Dinophyceae, Syndiniales, Amoebophryaceae.